Molecule: messenger RNA, 1053 nt
Organism: Humulus lupulus (European hop)
Lineage: Eukaryota; Viridiplantae; Streptophyta; Magnoliopsida; Rosales; Cannabaceae
Exons: 1
Coding region: 1-1053 (350 amino acids)
Source: RefSeq, a predicted model, not a curated record
AUGAAUCAAAAACAACAUAUUGAGACAAUUGUCUCAAAGCAAUCAAAUCAAGCUCGGCGUGAUUACAGAACUUGUUUGACUACAACAACUGAUUGUGUUUGGUUUCUCUUACGACAAGGAAUUUUAUUUCGUGGCAGCAAUGAAUCUGAGGACUCACGAAAUCAAGGUAACUUUCUUGAAGUUUUGAAGUUUUUAUCCAAUCACAACAGUGAAAUUAAAGUUUCCACAUUAAAGCAUGCUCUUGAAAAUCUCAAACUAACAUCACCUAAGAUUCAAAAGGAUAUUACGAAUGCUUUUGUUGUUGAAACUAUCAAUACCAUUAUCAAAGAUAUUGAAGAUGGAUUAUUUUCUAUUAUUUUUUAUGAAUCUCACAAUGCUUCCAUGAAAAAGCAAAUGACUAUUGUAUUACGCUGUGUGGAUAAAAAUGGUCGUGCAAUUGAGCGUUUAAUUGGUGUUGAACAUGUUACUAGUACCAUAACUCUUGCACUUAAGACUGCAAUUGAUAGAUUAUUUUCAAGACAUGGAUUAAGUAUAUCUAGAUUGUGGGGACGAGGUUAUGAUGGAGCUAGUAAUAUACAAGGUGAAUUCAAUGGUCUUAAAACUCUUAUUCUGAAUGAAAAUCCAUGUGCAUUUUAUAUUCAUUGUUUUGCUCAUCAACUUCAAGCAGCUCUUGUAGCUAUUGCAAAAAAGCAUUACAAAAUUGCAUCUUUCUUUGGUGUGAUUACUAAUGUGUUCAAUGUUGUUGGAGCCUUUUACAAAUGUUCUGACAUUCUUCAAGAGAAACAAGAUGCAAUAGUUGUUGAAGCACUUCAAAAUGGAGAGAUUACAAGUGGUAAAGGCUUGAAUCAACAAACUAGACUCAAACAUCCAAGAGAUACAAGUUGGGGAUCACAUUAUGGUACGUUAGUAAGUUUGAUUACUAUGUUUUCAUCCACAACUGAUGUUCUUGAAGAAUUCGUUGAUAGUGGAUCAUAUUCUGAUCAGAAAUGUGAGGCAAAGAAUUUAAUUAGAGUCCAUACAAUCAUUUCAAUUUGUUUUUUUGCCUAUAUUUGA